Diaporthe citri is the source of this 1614-nucleotide messenger RNA. RefSeq lists its product as uncharacterized. Bases 1 to 1614 code for a protein of 537 amino acids. Gene Ontology annotation, biological process: G protein-coupled receptor signaling pathway. NCBI's taxonomy places the organism in Eukaryota, Fungi, Ascomycota, Sordariomycetes, Diaporthales, Diaporthaceae. The transcript has 5 exons. Gene Ontology annotation, molecular function: guanyl-nucleotide exchange factor activity; G-protein alpha-subunit binding. Gene Ontology annotation, cellular component: cytoplasm. The record is from RefSeq and is a predicted model, not a curated record.
AUGUCCGAGGACUCUCUAGGAGCAACAGAGCCGAGCACGACCUUACAAGGCCCCGCGCAUGCAAGCUUGAGCAUCACCCUGCACGGCAGCCAACCUGCGACUACCGAGGUAGCCGAUCUGCUCCCAACUGCAAAGGACAAAGACUUCAGUGCUGGCUUGUUGCGUGGAAUAAUCAAGGCUUCGGACAGCCUGGAUGCUAUGGCGUCCUCCGCAGGGCAGCCAUGGACCGGAGGUCUCACAGCCAAGCUUCAGGCGGUUAGCAAAUUGAUGGAAAAGCUGGCCACUGACCUGGAAAAGCAGGAUCUUACAACCGAGCAACGUGAUGCCGCCCUGGAGGAAGUCAAGGUUCACGGCAGAGACCCGAGGAACGCAGAUCCCAUAUUCACCAGGGAGGGCAUAACAACGCUGACACGGCAUGCCUUUGACGCUUCUGCCACGACCUCACACAACGCCCUGAGAUGUUUGGCCAACGCCAUGCUGAUCAAGCCUGAGGCCCGGCAAGUAUUUGUCGACCUGGGCUGUGAGACGAAGGCAUGCGCACAACUGAAGCGAGACACCUGGGACGAUGAGUUCCUCUGCUCGAGGGUGAUCUUUCUCACCACCUAUGGCACGAAUGUCGAUCUGGCGAAGUUGAUUGAUGACCACGGGCUCGCAGACACUAUCAUCGCGAAACUGGCCAACCAUGCAAAACUCGCCUCGAAUCCUGGAAAAGCACAGGCAGAUCCGAUGCAGGAUAUGGCACUCGCAGACACGCUGAAGUUGAUGUUCAACGUUUCGCAUUUCUGCAAGGCCAGGGUUGAAUCUUUUACGCCGGCUGUUCCUCACAUCCUCACAUUACUGACGAAACGGGAUAUCACGCCUUCACGGCCACUCGACGGCCCGUUCAGCGCUCUCGUGAACGCUCUGGUCAACCUGAAGCUGGAAAGCAGUGAAGCCCAGACGUCUUUGUACCGAGAAGGCGACCAUCGAGCAUCGGCAGUGGAAAGACUGAUACAUCUGCUUGAUCUCUCAAUGCAAGCAUACAAAGACACCGACCUCGAGCAGACUGUAACGCCCCUGGUCAGCGUUCUGCGAAGCAUACACGAGAGCGCGCCAGAAGAUGUGCAGAAGAUCAUCCGAAACAAAGUGCUCCCGGCUAAGGUCGACCGAGAAAUGGUCCUCGGGCGCGGAGAAUCGCUUCCUGCGAGGCUCCUGCGCAACUCGACCAACCCGCUGACACCACAGCUCCGAGACGCCAUCUCGCAUUUCCUGUUCGAGAUGUCCGACAAAGACGCCUCCAAGUUCGUCGAAAACGUAGGUUACGGCUUUGCGUCUGGCUUUUUGUUCCAGAACAACAUUCCCGUGCCGCAGAACGCUGUCGGAGCAGAUGGCGCGGGGCCUAGCGGGAGACCAGUGAACCCCAUCACGGGACAGUUCCUGGAUCAGGAAAGUGGCCCGGAUCUCCCAGAGAUGACCGAGGAGGAGAAGGAGAGGGAGGCCGAGAGGCUGUUCGUGUUGUUUGAGAGGCUCAAGAAGACUGGCAUCGUGGAUGUGCAGAAUCCGGUGGAACAGGCUUUUCGAGAGGGUCGGUUUCAGGAUAUCAAGGAUGAUGAGAGGGUGGAAGAAUUGGACUAA